This is a messenger RNA of Trichomonas vaginalis G3, 2145 nucleotides long. RefSeq lists its product as uncharacterized. Bases 1 to 2145 code for a protein of 714 amino acids. Lineage: Eukaryota; Parabasalia; Trichomonadida; Trichomonadidae. The record is from RefSeq and is a predicted model, not a curated record. The transcript has a single exon.
AUGAUUUUUUUCCUGCUGCCUCACAUAAUAAACGCGAGGCAGCAGAGACUGAAGUUUCCAGGAACAACACGGUAUUUCAAUAAAACUGGUUUUCAGGUUCGAUUUUUACCUUUAUUAGCUGAAACAAAAUUUAAUUGUUCCUACGACAUUCUUGAGUCUCUUGAUUACUCCACAGCAUUCUACCUUUCAGAAAAUUACAGAAAUUCAAUACAAUUUGACCCAAUAGAUCAAGAAGAAAAUGUGAAAUUCGUAAAUCCGCCAUUUGUCAACGGACUAAACAUACAUCAAUGGCAGUUAACGCCGAUAAAUAUAUCAAUAUUCAAUUUAAAUCCACACAAACUAGAAGUUUUUUCAGAUUCCAAAGAUAUUUAUUUCGAAAAAAUUACACAGUUCGAUAAAAUUCAUACGUCAUCAUCGACACUAAUUUCUUAUUUGAUACCAUCAAAAAUUGGCCACUUUUCCUGUUCAAUAUUUCUAAAAACACCUGACCAAUUAAUAAAGAUACCAGUUACAUACAGAUCAUAUACUUCUCAUAUAAGGGAAGUCCAACAAGAUCAUUUUUUUCGAAUUUCACGUACAAAUUUAUUCAUAAAAUUUGAUAUCGAAGGGACUCCUAACCAAUCAAUAGUUUUCGACAAUGCAUUGUUCAAUAUUGAAUUAACGCGCAUCUCUCAAUACAGAAUACAGCUUUGUUUUUCAAAUCUCGACAAAGGAGAUUAUCAAACGUUUUUAAACUAUUUUAUCAAAGGAUUUCACUACACAAUUCCAUUAUAUAUCCAUAUCCUUGAGAAUGCAGUUGCAUCUGUUAAUGAUUCUAUUCAUUUCGAAAAUGAUAAUAAUAAUUCACAAGAAAACAAGAUUAUUCAGAUAUACAAUGGGUACCGAGAUACAGCAUCUAUCACACAGUUCCAUAUCAACAACCUUUCAAAUUAUUUUGAAAUUACACAAAUAAAUUCACGUGUUGAAAGUGGAAACACAGUAGAUGCAAUCAAUAUCAGAAAUACUAAACAUGUUCAAUAUGAUUUCAGUACAUUUGUUUCACUUACACUUACAAUUAAUCAGAAAUUCAGUAAAACAUUGAUAAUUCCAAUCCAUUACAAAUAUCAUUCGAAACAAAUUGAUAUUUCAUAUGAAGAAAUUGAUGAAAUAGAUGAUAUUUUUGUUAAACGUGUUUCUGUUCGUAAUGUUAACAAAGAGAGAAUUUUUGUAUCAGGGAUUUCAGUUGUUGGUCAUUUAUUCAGUGUUUCUGAGUUUACGCCAUCAUUUGUUUCAUUUGAUGAGAAUAUUUCAUUUUUGUUGGUUUUAGAACGAGAAAUUCCUAGAUCACAAUUAGAUGUUUCGUUUUUUGUUCAUUUCGACGGUAUUAAAGUUAAGAAGAGCAUCAAUUUCUAUCAAGGAAAAUGCACAAUCUUCAACAAUCUUCUUUGUUUCGAGAAAGUUCCAAUGAAUUGCACUGUUUCUACUAAUUUUUCAAUUCGAAAUGAAAACAACUUUUUAAUUACUCUUGAACAUGUUGUUUGUGAUCGAUUUUUAUCUGUUGAAUGCGAUACACCUAUAUGUAUCAAUCCACAUGAAACAGCUGUUGUUCCUAUAAAUAUUUCGUUCGAUAUUGAAGAUGAAAAUCAACAUCAAAAUUCUAUUUCGUUGAUUACAAAUUUUGAUGUUUAUUAUUUAUUUGUUAAUUUCACAGGUGUUUUAGGCGAUUUCAUUAUUUCUAGUACAUUUGAUGACCAACUUAUUUUAGGUAAUUCUUAUUCAGGUUUCAUACAAAUCAUACAAAACACUAAUUAUGCCUUUUCACUUUCCAAUAUUUCAUCUAAUCAUUUUAUUAAUACAAGUUUUCCAAUUUCAAUAAAAUCGAAAACAAAAAUUUCUGUUUGUGAUAUUGAUUUUUGUUUAGACAAAUCAUUCUUCCCAGAAUUCUACUCCAUGAUCAGCAACAUGACUGAUUUCGACAGUCUUCGUCGAUCAUGGUCAGGCACUUUCCGUGACAACAGUCAUUUUGUUCUUUCAGUUGUUUUUUAUUUCGAAAACAUUUUCAUUCAAAAUCAAUGUUGUUGUUUUUCCAACAGUGAGUGUCGAACUGUUGAAUACGCAUCCACGGAUUUCGACAUCACAUUCAGUUUCAUUGAAGAAUUUCUUUGA